Molecule: messenger RNA, 14646 nt
Organism: Bemisia tabaci
Lineage: Eukaryota; Metazoa; Arthropoda; Insecta; Hemiptera; Aleyrodidae
Source: RefSeq, a predicted model, not a curated record
UAAUUCGCAAAGUUUGAUUGAAAGGAUGCAAGAGCCGAGCGAGCUAAGGGGAAGAGUGGACGGCGCGGCGCGGCGGAGUGGAGGGGGGAAGGAGCCGGAGUGAGGUUACGGCGCAGUGGAGGGGAGAAUUGCAUGUGCAGUUUACUACGACGGAGAAUGAAAGGAAGAAGAAGGAAAAAAUCCGCCGGAGUUUUUUCCCGUCGGAGUAGGGAUAAACAUUAAAAUGGAGGGAGUAUUAAAACGUAGGGGAAGCGAUAAACCCGAAAGUUCACGAAAUGCACCGAUCUCCGCCCGACUCCGUAGGCCUCUGAAAGUUAUUUUCUUUUUUUUUCCAUCCUUCAUUUUUCUUUUUAUUUUGUCUUUCUUUUUCUUCUUCUUCUCCUCGUUUUUUUUUUAAUUUAUAAUUUUUUCUUCUCAUUUCGCGCGGUGCUCCACUCGGCUCGGAUCGGGUCGGUUUUUUUCGCUCCUUCGCUCGCUGCAUGGCCUCCCGAUGCAGUUUCGUCGACUGCAUAUUUUGUGCAGUGAAUUAUAUGAAGGCCGGCUGGUGAUGUGAUUUCUGCGCUCUCUUCACGUACUUGCAUUAUUAAUCAACGUAUUCGACCGCUCUUUUGUUUUCGACCCUGGUUUUGCUCUCCGCUCCCUCUCGGCGUGAUCCUCACACCCUCUCGCAAAUUAUCAGUGCGCCCCCCGAAUUUUCAACCCUUCGCGCGAAACUUCGACCCGGUCUAUUUUUAUUCUUGUUCCGUGCGGUUUUUUAAAAUUUUCAUCCGAACUUAAUUUCUCACAGUGCGGUGUGUUCGCGGUCUGUUAUCGCUGAAGUGUUCCGUUUUUAUUUUUUUCUACCGUUGUUACUUCUUGUUGUUCAUCUUGUGUACAAAAUUUUUCGUGAAAUAUUGUUUGUUCGGAAUAAAUUUUUGUUUGGUUCGCCGAUAGUUAUUUUUUUUAUUCUGACGUGUUGUUCACCUAAGGAUGCACACUUAUUUAUUUGUUGCCGCAACAUGAUCGAUACGGACGCUCCAUUCUCAACACCGGUACGUGGACACCAAUAUUCUCCUCACAUCGUAGGAGUCCUUCUCUCGAAAAUCACUUUUAUGAAGGACUGGAGCGAAUCGCGGAAGAGUUGAUGGGGAGGAGGAAAUGGCAGCACUAUCACUCGAGCCUGCUGCCCGAAUACAGUGCCCAGCUUCAGAUGGAGGAACAGAAGGACUGGUCCCCGGUCGCUGCUGACAAGUGCGUCCUAUGCCCCACUGACAAACCCAGCCCCACCGAUAUCACCAACCUCCAGCGGCCGAAAUCCGAGUCGGGCUCCCUCUCGAGCGGUCACAGCGAGGACUCCGACCGGGACUCGCCCCUGGGGCCGCCCACCCCGACGCCGACGCCCACCUCCGGCUCGACGCCCGUUCCCCCGACGGGCGCCCACUCUCGCUCCCCCGCCAUGACGACCUUCGAGUCGGGCCUCAACGCCUCCAUGAUGGCCGCCUCCCUGGCCGCAGUGGCCGCCUUCUCCACCUCGAACCCGGGCGCCAAGCCGGGCCUCUACCCCGGCGGCCACGCCCUCUUCCCGCCCUGGUACCUCCCCCCGACCGCGGCCGCCGCCUCCGCCAACCUCGCCGAGGCCCUCCGGCUGGAGGCCAAGGAGUCCGCCGAGCCCCGCGCCCCCUCCACGCCCACGCCCACCGGGACGCCCUCCGGGACGCCCACCGGGGCCGCCCCAGGCAACGCCGAGAUGCCCCUCGACCUCAGCGCCAAGUCCUCGUCCCUCAACUCCCCCUCGGAGACCAAGUCCAGCUCCCCGGACGCCCACGACAUUCCCUCCCUCCAGCACCUCAUCCAGUCGGCCGCCUCGCCGCAGUCUCCGCGCGUGCCUCUCCUCACCAGUCACCAACAAAUCUUUAAGGCUAAACCCCGGCUCAGUGCCGUGGCGGGACGACGGACCUACACGGAGGAGGAGCUCCAGGCGGCGCUGCAGGACAUCCAGAGCGGGAAACUCGGCACCCGGCGGGCGGCCGUCAUCUACGGCAUCCCGCGCUCCACCCUCCGCAACAAGGUCUACAAGCUGACGAUGGAGCGGCGGCAGGACUCGCACAUCGGCAUCACCUCCAACAGCAACCUGGCCGGGAACCUGGCCGACGACGACGACGGCAUCCGGGACGACGACGACGCCAUGCGGGACGACGACGCCGAGCUCUCCGGCGCCGAGGAAGAGAGGGAAGUAGAGAAAACCUUACUAAAACCCCUGAUUUCAGUCGAGGAUCUAAUCCGGCUCUCCCAGGAGGGGCCGGCACCCACCGACUCCCUGCGGACGCUCCUCCAGCAGGGCAGCAAGCUGGACCGACCCAAGAGGGAGGAGUCCGCCCACUCGCCGCCCGUCUACCCGUACUUCCCCCCUAACCUAGAACAAUUGUGGAGCGGGCUGGAUCAGUCCGCGCUGGCACCGUACCUGGCUCAGAUCCUCGCCGCGGGUGGCAACAACCUCAACGCAGCGCUCCUAGGGCAGAUCAGUCCCUUCCUGGCGGCCAACGCCAGGCAGAGGCAUCCACCGGUGCCGGAAGAACGCCCGGCGUCCGCAUCUCCUGCCCCUGACUUCGUACCUAAGUUUCCUCCCCAGGCGCAUCUCUCCGACCUGGUCAGACGCAUGAUGGCCGAGGAGAAGAUGCUCCUCGAGGAACAGCAGAAGAAGGACCCACGAUCUUUCCAGAUCAACGGAUCCAGGACCUCGGAGCCUCGGGCGUCCUCGUCAGGGCUCCCGAGCAGCAAAGACGACGAGAACUCGGCGUCGAACGUUAUACUGAAAAUUCCGUCCUUCAAGCCCGCUUCCAAGAACGGCCUGGAAAGCUCCUUCCAGUCGCCGGACUUCCCCCUAGGUGUCAAAGUCAGCUCCGCCGACUCCAUGGUCUCGGUGGUGUCGCCGCCUAUCGGCGGCGCCCGGAGCGAGUCCUCCUCCCCGCCCUCCAUGGUCGGCAGGAACUUCAGUAUGAACUUCAAGGAGGUGAUAGCGAAAAGUAUUAGUCAGAAAUUCCAGCAGCCACCAAACGAACAUAUCCCCAGUCCCUCCGGGCUCAACUUCCGAGCGGGGCUGUUCAACCCCGGGCUGGGGAACCCGCCCAUCAUCCGGAACCACAACAACAACCACGUGGAGGACCGGAAACUCUUAGCGCCUUCGAAUAAAGGCCUAGGGAUGCCGGGUAGUGCCCCUACGUCGUCGGGUUCCUCGUCGGGCGGAAAGGGCACGCGGCCGAAGAGAGGGAAGUAUCGGAACUACGAUCGGGACAGCUUGGUGGAAGCCGUCAGGGCCGUCCAAAGGGGCGAGAUGAGUGUUCACAGGGCCGGGUCCUACUACGGCGUGCCCCAUUCAACCCUCGAGUACAAAGUCAAAGAAAGACACUUGAUGAGGCCGCGCAAGCGCGAGCCGAAGCCGCAGCCCGCGGAGGACGCCAAGAGGAAAGACGAUAACAUCCUUCGGAUAUCCCCCAGUGAUAAACCCAAGCCUUUGCCCCCGAAACCAAAAACCCCCUUCUCGACGUCCUCGCCGCUGCCGGGGACCCCGAACGGUCUGAAGAUCCCGCCCCUGUUCGAUCCCUCCAUGGCCUACCCGGCGGGGCCGCCCUUCCCGUUCUGGCCGCCCAACCCCUUCGCCCACCUCCCGCUGGACUACGGCCGCGGCGGCAACUUCCCCCAGAGCCCGGAGCAGUUCUUCGCCACCCAGAUGAUGCAGAGGAUACAGCAGGAGGAGAACAACAGGACGUCCCAAGGGAGCCCGACGCCGGCCGCCAUCGCGGCUCUGGGCAAGAGUGCACGGGAGGUCGCGGAAAGCCUCUAUGACGGGACUGGGGCUAAUGGUAGUUUUCUAGACGGGAUAAUCCGGUCCAGUUUAGAGACUGGGUUGAAGGACGGCGGGCAUAGUUCGCCGGAACACUUAUCGAAUAGGAACCUUUUAGAACAACUUUGCCGAACAAAUAGUCGACUAUCCUCUUUGACCAGGCCGCCGCCUCGAGACACGGGGAGCGGCGGCAGUGGUAGUGGGAGUGGCUCCGGUUCGGACGAAGAUACCGUCAGGAGGCCUUCGACAAGCGCCGUGAACCCGGCAACGUCGCCAUCUCUAGAUAGACAAAAGGCUCUGGAUAGAGAAAUUAAGUCUGAGAAGUUUAGCGAAGAAGACAUAGUAUCACAAGAAGACGUCCGGUCGCCGCCGACUAGUACGGACCUGUUAGAUAGCUCGCAAAUAAAAGUUGAAACUAAUGAAAGUGCCUGUGAUAAUAAAAGUAGAGAGGAAGACUCCGCACCCGCCAAAGACCAAGAAGCAGAUCAAGAACCCUUAGAGACUAUGGAAACUUAAAUGAUAUAAUCAUACUAUUUUUAUUAUUCGUAAAAAUUCUUAUUAAUUAUUAUUAUUAAUUCUUAUUAUUAUUGUUAAUCGAUUUUGUUUUCGAAGGUGCAACCUGUGAGGUUCACCUUGCUGUACUGAUGUAUUUAGUUUCGUACAGGUUCGCUCCCUAGAGUAACGGUAAAGAAGCAACGCGUCGUUUCGCGCCGGUAAAUAAUUCCGUUUUAUCUGUCUACUUGAGUCUUGUUUACUGUUAUUAUAGGAUGCUAAAUCCACAAAAGUGGUUCAUUUUACUUUUAAGUCUAUCGAUGAUUUUUCCGUGAUCCUUCUGCCUGGCAACGGGGUUCGGUCAUCCCUCUUGGAAUUUAUUGGUGAUAAAGUAAUCGUUAAAUCUGGAAAACUCAUUUUUGAAUAUUGACAUCACUAGAUCUCCACUCAUCUUGUAUUUAUUCAAAAGGAAACGUAUCAUUACACUGCAUCGGUUUUUUACUGAGAAACUAGAGAUCACGAAAAAUUUUCCGAUAAAAUAGUGACUCGUUUUAGUCUUAAAAAUGAAGUAUGAGAAGAAAUGUUUAAUGCUCCAAUUGAGACCUUUUCCCGUCUGACACAAAAACUAUGUCGAUUUUAUUUCAGAAAUUAGGGUCGAAAUCAUUCAACGUUGCCAUGAGUCUGUCGGAAUAAAUCAAAGCAGAACAUUUGGUUUUGCCUACAUGGGCAACAAUCAUUCGAAUGAAAAUGUAUCAUUCCGACCGUCCCUGAAUAAUUACCAAAAAAUUCUGAGAGGGAAAUCAUUGCCCUCAUUCGAUUCUCCUGGUAAUUUACAAGCUUUAAAACUUUAAAGUUUAAAAUUUUAAAACUUUCAAACUUUAACGAAUCAUUGACACUCCUACCGAUAUUUCAUGUUAAACAUGCCUGGAUCUAAAAGUCGUUUGCUUGCUAAAAAGAGGCUGAUGUAAAAUAGCAUGUUUGAUUUAAGCCACUUUUUGUCUCAGCGAAUGAGGAACAUGAGCAUAGUUGAAAUCAUAAUGCAUAUCUGUUGAAUAUAUCCAAUAUUUCAAAAGAACAUUUGAAAUCUCGAAAAGACCAAUGAGCAUUUAUAAAGAUUUAGGUCUCCACUCAUAGAUUUCUCUAUUUUCUUAUUCUUUCUUGAUGAUGUUUAAAGCAUGACCUAAAAUUGGAUACAUAUUCAUUUAAUUUAUUUUUCUAAUGCUUAGCGCAUACCCUCUCACUCACACUAUCAUACUACAUUGAAAACAAAUAACAGUAACUAAAAUACCUAUUGUGCAAUAAACUGUAAGUAACCAGAAUAAUACCCUAGUUUAUGGUUAGGACGACUUGCUUACUUUAUUAACUUGGACACCUGAGGUCGGAAUGCCCCCAAGUUUGUUGUGUAUAGAAAUUUAUGCCUUUACCAACAGAGUUUCACUGUUCAAAUUUGAUUAAAUAUUCAGUACAUUUAUGACUGUAAUAUCUGAAUCUGACCCAAGAGUCAAAGGUCAAUGUAGGGCUGUCUAUAAUUUCGUCUGUUCAAACGAAGUAUCGCAUGUGUAAUCAGUAUUUGUCUCAGCAUAGAGGGGAAAAAACGAACAUUGGACGUAUGGAGGACCAAGGCUAAAAAUUGAUCAAGAACUAAAAGAUUUUCAGAAAAAAACGGGAUUAUCGGGGUUCUAACAACUCUAUUUUCGACCAGCAAAAUAGAAAUACUUUUGAAAAUAAACAUAAGUAAGCUCUAACCUACAUAUCACAGUUGAAGGAAAUGGACGUAGUAGCCUAAAAUCCUGUUUUCUGAAUAUUUGCGUAUACAUUUCAUCCUUGGUGAACCAUACGGAGCCGUUCAAAAAUUACGUAACGUACGUAACGGUCUGGGAGCGGGGCGGGGGGGGGUCGAGGAAAGCGUAACGCUGUUUUGUUCUUACAUGUUGAAGGAGUAGUACGUACGUUACUAACAUGUUACAGGAAUGAGUCACGUAAUUUAUGAGCGCUUCCUAAUCUAUAUGUUAGUUUUUUUCCCUUGUCAUAAGUUGAGCUAUCGCUUUUUUCCCAUCGUAAUUGUGUAAAGGCGGUUCUAUAUUUAGCAGGCAGCAAUUCUAAAUAAUAGCUUUCUCUUAAGCAAAAGCCCAAUUUGCAAUCUUACAUGAUAUUCUAAGCUUAUUGUGGCGACCAUCCUUCUUUGCCCAUUUUUUAUCCAUUAAGAGCAAAACAUCCAACUAAAUAAAUUUUUGUUUGUAUUUAAUUCAAGUGUCCAUUUACGAUAUAUUAGUAACUGUAUCGAUUUUGAAAUAAUUUUCGCUUGUUCAAAAUAUCAAUCAAAUUUUAAUUCAUUUGGUUCGAAAUUCAUAUAUGAUUUUUGACUUUUCGCUUAAAUUAUUCAUAGUUCUCUUAGACUAUCACUUCUCAAAAGUAUCUGUUGCUGUCCUGUCUCUCAAAAUUGAAAUUCUGAAAAUACUAUAACACUUAAUUGAGAACCCCUGUUUUUAUCUCUAUUUGGAAUGAAAAACUUGGAUGAAAGUUUUCCCACAUCAUUGGAAUCCAUUACAGCAAAAAUAUUCUGCUCUUAACCAGGGACCAAUCCAUAGUAACUUUUAGACGCUAUCUCUAAUUUUCAUUCCUGAUUUUUUUACCUCUGUCUAUUUUGCCUAAAACUUUAAUCCAUUAGUAUUUCUAAGUUUGUACCAAAAUUUCACUAUAAAUUUACUUACAUUCCUUUUGUAAAAUUUUUAAGAAUUAUUUUCUCUUCUCAAAUAUGAAACCAGGAAUAAAUUAGUUUGAAUUCCAACAUGUGUCAGCUUUUGGGUAUUUACACCUUAACAUUUAGGCAAGUUAAUUAAGUGAGAAUUAAUCGUGCAAUAUGUAAAAGAUACCAUUUUUCCUCCCUUUUUUUCGCCAAACCUGGGAAAAGUUCCAAAAUUGAAAGGGUUGGUAAAUUUAUUUUCGUGUUUCCUUCCUUUGUCCAAAAACAAAAAUUUUGCUUACCACGAAAAAAAUGUGUAUGUAUUCUUUUUAGAAAAUUUCGGUAAUCACGCAGUACAAUUUUCUGAAAAAGAAUUGUGAACAAACUGUCAUUAAAAAAAAGAUCCUUAAUUUACAGAACGUCUCUCCCAAAAUUCACAGACACUGUGUCAGCUUUGAUGUAAAAUUUCAUAUGUUAAAUUUAUGGAGACUGGGUAUCUAUGUACGAUGUUUCUACAAUGGUUUCCUGAUCAUUCAAACUCACAAGAAACGCUGAUGUUCAAUUAUACAUUCCUCGAGUAGAAUUCGUUUUGUAUCAGUAAUAAACUCAAAUUUUAGUGUUUAGAGAUAAUAAACUUCCAGAAGGAGUAUAGUAACAAUAUCCUUUCUUUUGUGCCGCAUUUUAAAUCUGAGCACGCAAUUUUGAAGCAGUUGCUUAAGUAAAAACGAAGAUAAAGAAGUUGAGUUCAAUUUGGAACUACUUAUAACACAUGUCGUGGUGGUUUAAGUGUUUCCCUUACCAUUGGCAAAUCCGUACCCUUAGGUAGACUUAAUUUCGUAUACGAUUAGGACCGUGGAUGUCAUUAAGCCUUUUCUUCUUCUUUUCUCUUUUAUUUCUACAGCUGAUCUCAUAAAUUUAGAUUAGUAACUUUGACCACUUAAUGAUAAUUCGAUUCAUUCACAGGUGACUUGGCUUAAAUGUUAGAUGGUGAAAAUUUUAGGUCCAAUCCGUUCGUAUUUUUUUUCUUUCUUAUUCGUUCUCUCUUCAAGGCGAGUUCAAUAUUUUUCACCGUACCAUAAAGCCCAUGGCAUGGACACGAUAUCUAUCGAAAACAUAUCUUUAAAAUGAGAUCAUAAGACGGGAGUGAAUUUUAAUUUUAAAAAUCACCAACUACUACGAAUUUCGCCACCAGGGCGCAAUGUUUGAAAAACGCGUGUGUGUUUGAUGCACAUGUGCACAGCUCGAGCAUUUCAUCUCGAGCUUAACGAAGCAAAUCCUAAUUUCAUUCCAAAUAAUUCCGUUUGAAUUUUUUGCACAGUCAUAAUAUGUAGCCUGGAGGGCGAAACUGUCGUCCCUCGUGAAGUCAUUCCUCUCUCCUCAAAUCUUCUGAAGAAAGAGUUUCGUUUCUGACAUCAGACAUGCUUUACUUUUGGUGCCAUAUUCACAUCUUAGUUGUUAUUAGGUCUCUUUCUCCUCCUUUUGUUCUUGCGUUACUUUCGAUGACAGUGGCGCGGCGUGCUUCGAUAUAUAUCGAUAUUUCCCCAUUUGAAGCUAUGGUAAAGAAUCGAUUAUCAAGGUGUUCGUCGCGAACACCCUGUUAAUCGAUCCUUUUUCAUAUUUUUAAAUGGCAAAUCAAUCGAUAUGUCGCAAAUUACGCCACGCCACUGUUCGGAGAGUAAGGAGUCGCUCAGGUAACUGAGCAUGUCGCAGAAUAGGGCUUUGCUCGUGACUUAUCGCAAACAGACAAACUAAUAACUAUAUCUCUCUGAAUGCCUGUUUUUUGUGUUCAGAACUAUCGCAGAUGUUUCCUGGUGAAAAGGAAGAUGGUGGACAUAGACCACUGUAAAGUUUUUUUUUUUUUUUUUUUUUUUUCAACAAUGGCUCCAAAAUGAUACAUGCAAAUGUUAUGGCUAAAAUUAACGUUUAUGACGUCAUCCACCGUAGUUCUCCUAGGACAAUAUCUUCGCAGAAAUCUGAUGCAAAAACCUGGCAAUUGGAUUGAUCUUAUCAUUUUUUUUAAACCUUUAAAAAUCAACCGUUGAGACGGUAUUAUCUAUCGCACCCGUAAUGUUCUAUCAAACCGAGCUACCAUCCGACUCAGUGGCGAGGCGUAAAUGAUCGAUAAUCGAUAUUUCCCCAUUUGAAGCUACGGUAAAGAAUCGAUUAUUAAGGUGUUCGUUGCGAACGCACUGUUCAUCGAUCCUUUCCCAUAGGUUUAAACGGCAGAACAAUCGAUAUAUCGUAAAAGCGCGCAACGCCGCUGACUCGACUAAUGUCCCCUUUUGCUUGACUGCAGAGAAAGAGCGUAUAAUUUGUAUCUACAUAUCAAUCCCAGCCUGCCUAAUUACGAUCGUAGCUGUAAUUUUAAGAUAUCUAAGUGUUCAUUAAUAUGAAAAUUCGGGCGUAAAAUUAGUAUUUCUACUCUUAGGACUCAAUAUGGGUUGUAAAUGUCAACGAAGGUAUCUUGUCAUUCCCAUCAUGAAAGUAAUUCUGUUUUAUCAGAUUCUGGCGAGAACCAUGAGGUUUCCGGAAUUUGCACAAGCAUGCACCGAUGAAAAUGUUACAUUCUAAUACAGUAUAAAGCACAAUUAUUGACAUUUUUUUGUCUCCGGUUAAAAGUCAAGCUCCACCCGCCGAUGUAGGUCCGUCAUUCAGCGUUAGUUAUUCAUCGGUAAACUGACGCCUUACGCUGUAAAUUAAUGCCACUAUAAAUUGUGACCAAUGUAAACCUAUCAGCAAUUUAAAAAAAACACACACACAAAAUUGAACCGAAAAUGUGUAAACUUAUGAGCGGAACUCACAACAUCCAUUUAGACGUUAUCAAAUUAUGCAAGUCAUGAGUUUAUUUAUUUUAUUUUUUUUUUAACAAAAAAAAAAAUUUAACACAUUGAAAAAGACUAAUUUCGAAUAAAGAAAAAGAAGAAAAAUAAUUUCUACAUUUUGAAAGGAAAACGUCGUUAGCCUCGUGCAAGAAUUUUCAAUACCGAGGCAAAAAUAUCAAUCGAAGCUUCUUUGAAAAAAAAAAGUUCUGAGGAAAAAGCACCCAGUUUCUUUUGCAUAGUAUUCCGCGCAAUUUUUUUCCGCCAAUUUGAUUCUCUUUCAUGACGGUUCGAGCGCAAAUAGUAUGAAAUACGUGUCUCGAAAUUAAAUAAUGCUUUUGAGUCAAAUUUUUCAUCCCGAAAAUGUCAAAAUGAUCAAUUUUCGUACAUUAAAAACAAUCAUUGAUUUCAGUGCAUUUCACACAAAUUCUCCGAUCGAUUCUUUCCAUAUAUGUCUGCAUUUUCUUUCCGUUGUUUUAAGUGUAUUUUAGGUACUAUAUAUUUGUCUGAACUCAUUCUUUAUUUACAGAAAUUUCCAUUUAAAAUUUUACUCAAUAGGUACUUAGUAUCAUAAGUUGUAAUCACUCCGUGUAAUCAAUGGUUUUAGUUUCUCUUUUCUCUUCUGUAUUCUUAGGUCUCAUGCUAUACAAUAGUUAAGUUGUUUUAUUUUUACUCACUUAAUGUUUCAUUUUCCGAUAACUGAUAGCCGUAACAUACUUUAUACAGGAUACUCUAUUAUUUAUGUACUUUUUUUCUCUUUUUUCACUGAUGAUACCCUCUCAAUAGUUUACGUUAAAAUGUAUAUGCAAUAGUUACUAAAAUUCUACAGAUUUUGCUUUUCACUCUGUCUUUAUGGAACGUAUGUGUUCCGCCAGGCAUAAUUGACGGUAGCGAUUUUCGAGGGUUGCCAACGUUGAUUUUCCUCCAUUUACAUCCAUGUAAAUAAUCGAUUCUUGCUGAGGCAGCCUGUCGCGACAAAUAUCGAUUUUUUUAUACACAUUUUAAUGGAGAUUACCCAGGUUUGCCAACUUCGUAGAAUCACUAUCGAGUUUAUAGCCCGCUAUCAUUGACUAUUCAUAGCAGCUUCUUCGUGAGUUUUUCCCCCAUACGUCAUUGGUAUAAAAUGACAAAGUCUAUGAAUUUCCAAGUAUAUUUUUUAGGAAACUGACCUUUCUCUAAGAAAGUUUCAGUUAGGUUUAAGUAUAUAAAUAGAGAGGUUUCAUUUUCCAAGAUCUCCGGAUGUGUUUACCUUGAUAAACACUCCUGUAACGAAAUUCACGUAUCCAACUUCUUCGUUCUUUCUAAAAAAUGUCGGCGGUGAAAGUUAGGCCAUUCGUUUACUGAGAUUAUUACAUUUUCUGGAGGAAAAAAAGAGGAAAGAGCCUUCAUUUCUGCUGUGCCAAGGAAGAACGCCGUAUGAAUCGUCAGGCGUUGCCAAAUGUUCUUUCAUAAACCAUGAAUUUUCUGGUAAACCUAUGAAUUUAUUCCUUCAAAUUUACAGACAAUCUUGUUCGCCAUUUCAUCUAAAGCGCCUACAAAUUUCAAGUAGGAAAAGUAUUUAUAACUUGCCUCAAAAAUAAACAUUUUAUCGAUGGAAAUCUGGCAACUCUCGAAUGUUCAUACGGCGUUUUUCCUUAGCAUGGCAGAUUUGUCAUAAAGUUUCAAUGACGCCUUCAAAAUGAAGGAAUCAUGCGGUAGUUUCAGUGAUCCUUCCGAACCCUUCUCUCUAUCUCUAGCCCCACCCCCCUCCCCAUCUCUCUAUUUUAUUUCUCUUAUUUCAAUUGAAGAUCUUAGAGAUCCUAGAUUUGAAUAUAAAGGCAGAUUGGAAAGCAUCCCCCAUAUUACAGUAUAGUCCUGCAAUAGUCGAUUCACAUUUACACAAGCUUACAUACUUUUUGGAAUGCAUUUUCUCUCACACAUUUCGGAAAACAAAUUCAUGAUUACUCACUUCAGUUGUUUAGUUUUUUUCUUGUUCAUUAAUUUUCUUCUUUACUUUCUAUUGUUUUGUUAUUACUUCGUCUUUCUGAUUCAGUACAAAGUAUAAAAGGAAAACCAAUUUUUGAAUUAAUAUGAUGUUGCUUUUUUACAUUCGAGUAAAUUUUGUUAUCGUGGAGAUUUUUGUCAUGCUCAAAUUAAAUUGCAUUGCUUUUUCAACUGAAAUGUUUAUAAAUAAAUUUCUUUCAGACUAUGCAAAUACUUCUUUUUCAUAACCCGACGUCUUGACUCUCGAAAAACCUAGUUCGCCUUUUUCUUCAAUAUUCUGAAAAUUCUUAUAUUCCCUUCCAAAAUCAACAUGUUAUCAUUGAAGCAUUGAAUUGUCUCCUUAUGAAGUUCUUUUUCUUCGAAAAAGCUCCAUUGGUAGAAGAUUCUUUUGUGCUUUUCUACAAGAAUAUAACAUUCAAUAAAGCUAAAAAUACUUAAAUAAGUUUUGACAAAUUUUCAACAAAUCAAGUGCCAUCCCCAUCCAUAGAGUAAGGUAAACAUCUUCCUUUGGAAAAGAAAAUUGAAUUCUGGGCUUGAAAUGAACUCAUUUCAAAGAGCUUUAUUUCCACACGAUACCUAAAAUAUCAUGAAUUGGAUGUAAUUUAACUCAUAAUUCGAGUUUGUCUCACGAAAGUCAACGGAUAGAGGAGUAGGAAAAUUGAUUUUUAGGAUAAUUUAAAAAGUAAAAAAGUAGAAAUCUUUUCUUUCUCGGAUAUCGAAUUGAUACAUCUCAAAUAUUUGCUACAUUCUAAACAUGUUUCCUGCCGAAUUGUCUUGGAAAUUUGCGCCGUGCCAAUGUGGCUAUCCUAAAUUGUCGUUAAAAUUUGCUUUUCCGACCGAGUAGAGGUUGAGAAAACGCCGUGUUUCGUCAUUUCAUUGCUACAAAGGUAGAAUUGCAUAGGAUCCCAAAUAUCUCAUGCCAAAAAUAGGACAAUUUGUGAUAAAUAUAUAUUUUAUAGUUCGAAUUUUCAAAAUCGGUUCUUUAAGCCUUUUCUUUUUUUCUUUUUUUAAAAUUGUUAAGUGUAAUGAAUUGAAUCCUUGUAACAGAGUCUAAUCUUGCCUAGCAGGAGUCUUAGAUUGUGAGGAAUCGCUCAUUUCAGUCCGUAGCGGGGAAGGCUCUAAAAAGAGGAGAAGUUAAGUUCUAAUUUUUUCCGCUUCUCCAGUUGUGGAUUUUCUCUUUUUUAUUUGAUUUAGUUUUAUUCGACUUUUUAGUCUUCAGUUCCUUUUUGACUUAACUCAUUUUAUAACGCUUUAUUCUUUUCCCUCUACAGCACUUAUUUUGAAAGAUUCUGAGUGAAUCGAUGUAAGGUUAUUGGGCUCGUGCUUGCUUGCAAAAUCUUAGUUCUAGAGAAAAUAAGUGACCGAAAAAUUAGAGAAAAAUAAGGCGGUUUAGUCGAUUGCGUUGUGAAUUUCGCCUUACGACUAUCUUAAAUUCUCCUACUUCAACGUACGUUAGUAGUGGAUGAUUUUCUAUCCGUGUUACAGAAGAAUUUUUGUCUUAUUUUGUUCCAAGAAAUACUUCAAAAAUUCAAAAAAUGAAACGCAAAUAUCUUUGUGAAAGCAUAUCAAUUGUCUAUGACAGGUAUUUAGGUUACCUGGUUUUUCUUCAUUUUUCACCAACAAAACAGUGAAACAGAAUGUGUGACAAAUAUUUUUCAGCUAUUUAUUUUUCCUUAUUUUGACCUGAGCCCAAUAUUAUUUUGGAUCAUUUAUGAUCUUUCCGAUAAUUUUACACCGUGUAAAUUGCUUUUACCUUGUAUUCCGUGUCAAAAAACUGGAACAAAAAAUUAACACCACCGUCGGAAGAAGAUAGAAAAAUAGAGCAUGACAAACUUAGACCCGUAUCAUUUCAAUUCUAAUACAUUGAAGAAAAAUCGAACUGAGCGAUGAAUGUUGGAAGUCUUGGUAGAAUUAAUAUACGAAAAUUUUAUUAAAAAUAAUAUAAAUGCAUAUAUUUUUUAUUGAAAAACUAGUAUUUUAAAUUUAUUUUUAAAAAUUGUUUUCUUUUAUGUUUAAAAUGUUUAGUUGUGUGAAAGGAUUUGUAAAACAAAUUAUUUCAUGCGUUCACGUGUAUUUGUGUAUAUAUGUUGAUGUGUAUACAUUUUUGUAAGUAUAUACAUGCAAUCCAAAUGAAUUGGUUGAUUGGAUUUUUAACUGAGCUAUUUUAUCACCAUGUUUCCAUUUGAUAACAUUCUUUUUAUUUUUUCCCAACUCCUCGUCUAAUAUGUGACUUUAUGCAUAUAUUCUCUUGAAUAAUUUCGCAUCUCAAUGUAAUAUGUGUAAUAUAAAUUUCAUUGUUAUGUACACGCGUGUAUCAAAAAUGUGAAAUCUCACAGCUUUUGCUCUGUUCAAAAUCUCGCACGAAGGCUACACUUUUUAAGCCUCAGUGAUGAAACUAUGAACAUGUAUUUAUGUAUUAUAAAUUUCUAAACGUAAUUUUUUUUGGUGCAAUAGAUAAUUUGAACAUAAAUGUAUGUAUAAAGGACACAUAUUGCUAACUCCUGAGACUUGUUUUUUCUCGGUUUUUUUCUCUUUUUUUCGUUUUUAAUGGUGAGAAAAAAAUGUAUCAAAUCCUUUAAUUAUCUCUUUGUUUGUUUUGUUUUCUUGUUUUUUUUCUUUAUUUAUUAUCUUUUAUUUUAAUGAGCCCAUCUUGACAAUCCGCGUAAUGAAAGGUGUUGUACAUAUUAUGAGCCUUGCGGCUUGUCAUGCUGGGUACUUGUGAAAAGGAACUGUCCUGAAAAGGAUGUUUAAGAAAUAAAUAAAGUGAUGAAAAUCAAUCAAAUUUGUAUCUGUGAAAAAAAGCUUUUUAUUGUACACAAAAUAAAGAAAAAGUUGUAAUACAAAAGAAA